This is a messenger RNA of Gaeumannomyces tritici R3-111a-1, 1624 nucleotides long. RefSeq lists its product as hypothetical. Lineage: Eukaryota; Fungi; Ascomycota; Sordariomycetes; Magnaporthales; Magnaporthaceae. The transcript has 2 exons. Bases 346 to 1497 code for a protein of 383 amino acids. Gene Ontology annotation, cellular component: plasma membrane. The record is from RefSeq and is a predicted model, not a curated record.
UCGCGUCGAGGCCCUCGCUGACCGGGGGUUUUCAGCCGCGCGCAGCCCCGAGCUACUAGUACGUGCCAAGUCCAGCGGGCGUGCGGCGCUUUGAUGGAUGGAGGGAGACACAAGAUCACACCUGAAAUGAGGGUAUCCUGACUCUCGUUCGUGUUAGCCUCCUCCGUCGAGCUUCCCUCUCGUCAGACUUAAAAUCGCUUCAGCCCACCAACGAGAGAAAUCAUGUUGUGCCUGGGCAGCACCCUCCAGUCAUUCAUUCUCCGCCUCGGGAGCCUAGACCUGCUAUAACACAGCGUUGCAGGUGUCCAAACAACCCACAGGGAAGCUAUUCAUACGGUAUCGAAGAUGCGUACCAGCAUGAACCUGAUCGGCCUCCUGGCCGCGGCCGGGUCGGCCGUUGUGUCCGCCUGUGUCCCGCCGGCCACGCCGCUCCCGGACACCAUCCUGGAGCCAUUCCGGAUCCAGUACCAGAACACGUCCUACCCUGCCGUCCACAAGCUGCACCUCAACGCCGGGCUGGCUGGCGGCGGCGACCGUCACCUGUUUACCGACCCCGUCGGCGACAAGAUCUUCAACAUGACGCUCGUGGACGGCGCCAUCACCAACACCUGGGCCGAGGGCACCCUCCGGGCCGUCAUCGGCGGCGAGCACAGCACCAUCGACAAUACGGACAAGAUUUUCAUGACGAACCGUGGCGACCCGGUCGCCGUCUUCAAGCCGACCUGGGGCUGCGACCCCGACACGGACCAGCCACAGGUCGAGCUGGUGUUCCAGGGCCAUCGCAAGGGAAGCACGUUUGUUCCUGGUGGCUGGUACUGCAUCCGGCCCACGUAUGAUGGCGCCUACGAGUCCCGUUACUACCCGCCGGGUAACACUGCCAACGACCCCAACAAGUUCUGCGUCAAGGUGACUCUGGUCGCCCUGGUAUCUCAGGCCCCUGUCGCCUCGACCACUACCCAGACGUCCACCACUUCUGCGACCACGACCGUCACCACCUCCUCCACCCUUCCGACCACCACGCAGACAACCACCACCUCGGCCACCACAACCGUCACCACCGCCUCCCCCACCACCCUCUCGACCGUCACGACAACCGGCCCCGCCAACCCCAGCGCGACCGGCAAGUUCACCGACAUGACGGCGCAGGGGUACGCCUUCCAGGGCUGCGCGCCCGAGGAGCGCACGGCCAACGACGAGCCGGGCCGGACCCUGGGCGGACCCCGGUUCAGCGCCGACGACAUGACCAACGAGAAGUGCUUCGAGUUCUGCGCCGCGAGGGGCUACAAGCUGGCGGGCACCGAGUACCGCCGAGAGUGCUACUGCGGCAACGCCCUCUUCAGACCGACCCGCCAGCCCGCCACCACGGUCGCCAGCCUGGCCGGCUGCUCGUACCCGUGCGCCGGCAACGCGGCCCAGUUCUGCGGAGGCUCGGCCUGGCUGAGUCUGUACAGGAAGUGCGAGGCUGGGGAGACGUGCGUGAACGCGCAGUUUACAUAAAGGGCGGGACUGCACACGGCUCUUUGUGCUGAUCGGGAUACUCCUGAUUUACGGGGUUGCAGUUGGAGGCUACCAUUGGAUAAUUUCUAGAUAAUUUCAUGAUUGAUGGCUGCAACCAGAAUUUUCC